Molecule: messenger RNA, 2753 nt
Organism: Rhizophagus irregularis DAOM 181602=DAOM 197198
Lineage: Eukaryota; Fungi; Glomeromycota; Glomeromycetes; Glomerales; Glomeraceae
Biological process (GO): protein phosphorylation; signal transduction
Cellular component (GO): cytoplasm
Molecular function (GO): protein kinase activity; ATP binding
Source: RefSeq, a predicted model, not a curated record
AUGAAGAAGGACAACAAACAAGCGGAUCAAAUGAUAUCAAGAGAAAUAGAUACAAUAGCAAUAGAUAAAGCAGAUGAAGUACAUACAGAAGCAAAUACUAAAAGGAAUCAAGCUGUUAGGCCAGUAAUCAUUGAAUAUUCUCAAUGGCAAGAAAAAUUGUUAGUCAAAGAUGCUAAAAAUAAUGAAUUGGGAUUGAGAUUCACGGUAACAAAUACAUUGAAAAUUCGAGAUGAACUUAUUGAUCGUGAAUACAAUGAGAAAAAAUGCAAUAUUUGUGGGAAUAGAUACUCCAAAACACUUAAAUUCGAACAAAAAUAUUGCAAAAAUUGUUUAUUUCAGUAUCUUAAAUAUUCGACAGGAAAUAAUACAUUCUUGGAUGCACACAUAACUACAAAUAAUAUUCAAUGUAUUAAAUUUAAAAAAAAUGGGAAUAAUUUUCACACAAUGAACAUUCAAGAAUGGUGUGAGCAUUGUUCUGAAGUCUCAUACUUUAGACAAGUGAUCCCAAAUAUUUUAACUUUUAAUAGAUACAAUUUACCAAAAAAUUGUAUUCAUAAUAAUUAUAGUACAAAAGAUUGUGGAUUAUGUAAAAACAUGCUACAGUCAUUUGAAUACGGACCAGGUUGUUAUCAAAUUUUUUCUGGAUGGAUAAAAUCAACUUUGACUAAAAAGUUCAUUCCAAUUCUAUAUUUACCAUGGUGGGAUAAUUGUGAUCGAUGUUUAGUUUGUCCAUGGAAACUAAAAUAUAUACACCAGAAAUCAGAAAUAAGUAUACAAUCUGACCGUCAAAAAUGGUGUUCACAUUGCUUUAUAAUUUAUACUGGAUGUAGUCAUUGUCUAACAACAAAUAUUAUUUUUGGAAUCACGGAUCAAUCUCAAUGUAAAAAAUGUACAAGGAUAUCAGUUAUUAAUAUUGAUUUCAAAAAUAUUAUCAGUGGUAAUUGUAUUAUAGAUAAAUUUCUUGCUUCUACAAGAAUUGACAACAAAUAUCAUUAUCAGAUUGCUAAUUAUAUGAAUAAUGUUACGAAUUCAAAUCCAUUAAAUGUAUAUAAGUUCAUAGGGAAUUUGCAUUUAGAAAAACAAGUAAUAGAAUGGAUUCCAUAUUGCCGAAUUAAAAAUUUAAGGAAAUUAGCAGAAGGAGGAUUUAGUAUUGUUUAUCAAGCAACUUUGUCAGGCGGUGUAUACAUGCAUCGUACGAAUGUUAUGGAUAUUGCUGUAAAAAAAUUAAAUAAUUCGCAAAAUUCCAGUGAAGGUUUUUUAAAUGAGUUAAAAUCCCUUUGUCAACUUAAUGAUUGGUCUUUUGUGAUUAAGUGUUACGGUAUUACACAAGAUCCUGUAACAAAAGAGUAUAUGUUGAUAAUGAAUUAUGCUAAAGGUGGAAAUUUACAUAAUUAUUUGCAAAAUAAUUUUAUAAAUAUUACAUGGAAUGAAAAGCUACAUAUUUUAUGGAGGAUUUCAGCUGGACUCAAUAUUAUUCAUUACAAUAAUCUUAUACAUCGAGAUAUUCAUAGCGGAAAUAUAUUGUCGUUAUACGACCCAUCUUUUCAACAUUGGCUAAUCGGAGACUUGGGAUUAUCACAACCUGCAAACAACACUUUGCCAAAUGAUGAAAUAUAUGGAGUAAUACCCUAUAUCGCACCAGAAAUACUUACUAAGAGUUGUGUAUUUUCAAAAGAAUCCGAUAUCUAUAGUUUUGGUAUGAUAAUAUGGGAACUCACAACAGGUUGUAAACCUUUUGCUAACGUUGAACAUGAUAUUAAUCUUAUUUAUGAAAUUAUUGAUGGGAAACGACCUGAAAUUACAAAUGAUACUCCCGAAUGUUUGGCUAAUUUAAUGGAAAAAUGCUGGGAUGCCGAUCCUUCAAAAAGACCAACCAGUGGGGAAAUUUUGAAUUCUGUUGAAGAGUGGUAUUAUCUUAAUGAAUGGAAUAAAGGGUAUUAUGUAAAUGGUAUUUUUAAAUCUGAAAAUAAAAUUAUGAAAGUUAUAGUAUUUAAGCAAGCAGAAGAAAAAAGAUUAGAAUUAAUACAGCUAAAGAAACUUGGUCCUGAAUUUAGUGAAAAGUCUCCAAAAGCAAUUUAUACAGGAAGUUCUUUGAAUUCUAAACAGACUACAAAUUCAUCUCCAACGAUUUCAUCAAGUAUUAAGCAUGAAUAUAUUACUAAAGAAUUUGAACUUGAUAUUAAUAUAAAUAAUAUUCACCAAAGCUCAUUCACACAAAGCCGUUCGAAAAAUUUCUCAUCAUCAUUAAGUCAAUUAACAUCAACUGUAAUUGCAAAUUCUUUAAGAAAGCGUAAUAUUGAAGAAUUAAAGGUUGACCCUCAAAAAAAUAGAAAAAAUAUUAAAACUAACAGUUGAGAUAGAGAAACAUAUUUCAAUAUAACUAAGUUUAUUAAUGUUCUUUAAUAUUACAGACUAUAAUAGGACGCAGAAUUAUAUAUAAAAGGGUCAGGUUUAAGUUUGCGUAUUUUGAACUAAAAAAAAUCAUUAAUUUUUUAUAAUGCCAGUCAGAAUUUUAUUUCCUAUUAUAGUAACCGACUGACGUUAUCAUAAUUCCGGUCCUGAAAAAAUGCUUAUAACUCAUAGUAAAAAAAUUUUUUCAUCACCUAACUAUAUAUAUAUUUCUGGGUCAUACUAUAAUCUUUUUAUAUAGAACACGGUUAAAGAAUGUAUACAUCAUAGCAUAUUCAUUCAGUUUUAUUCUAUCAUUAUUAUUUUUACACAUUUUUUUUCGUAGAUAUUUUCAAAUAAUUCAU